GCUGGUCUGCCAGCAGCCUGAGCCCUGCUUCUGUCCAUAGUCAGGCAUGGCAGCGGCCCGUGUCUGAGACAGGGGCAUUAGCCCAGGAGGGAGGGGACGGGGGGCAAGAGGAUCAGACCUAGAGAGGUCGAGGGAAAUUUAAGUAAAUAAAUAAAUAACUUUAAAAAGGCCGGGGGGGGGAGGUCCCUGGAAGGAAAAUUCCCCUGGAAAUUGCUAUUCGAUGGAGUGUGCAGCUGAGCUGGGCUUGUGGGAAGAAGAUCGAGCAGCCUGGAUUGAUUUUAACUGUUUUCUUAGUAACUCGCAAGGUGAAGAAGAGAAACUUAUUUGAGCCCAUUGGCUCAAGUCAUUAGAUCUAUUUGGGGGAAAAAAACAGCUUUAUAUUUGAAUGAGAAGGUAACUGCAUAAGAUACCGGGCAGGAGUUUAAGUCGGGGGGCAAUGGCUCUGAUCAGCUUGUUAGAAUUGGCUGACCUCUCCAUAGGGACGCCAGAGAUCGGGGUGGUCAAUUUUAAUGCCCUCCACACUUUGCUCCAUGCCAUCAUUAGACAACUCAACCUGCAGGAUAUCAAAACAGAGAUGCUUGAUGAGAAACCUAAGCCCCUGGAACCUGUGCCUUUGCAGGAGAAAGAGACGAAGGGCCAAUGCGAUGCAUCAGAAGACUUGCCCUAUGCUGACUUAGAGAAGAAGGUCAUUGGGGUGGCUGCUCAGGUGCCUGGCAUGGAGGCCAAGGUGGUUGGGGUGGCGACUCAGGUGCACGGAGUGGAGGCUCAGGUCCAUGGAAUAGGGGAACAAGUUCAAGGACUUGAGAAGCAAAUGGCUGCCCUGGAAAAAUUGCCUUCUGGGACAGACUUGCUGGAGAGGACCAAGAGCGGCUCUCCGAAUGGAUCUGCGGUGGCUGACAUGUGGCAAAUGAUGCAGAUGAAGAAAAAGAUAGAAGCUAAUGAGAAUGGGAUCUCCAAGGCCAUGGCUCUGUUCCAGGAUCUGCUGAAUGAGGUCAAUGACAUGAAGUUGGCUAAUUUCCAUAUGAACGAGGACCUCCAAAACAUCAAGGAGAAACUUGACUUGAAUUUACAACUGGAUACCCAGGAGAUUGGCAAUCGACUGCAGACCUGCAUCGCUGAUCAGAAGAACUUGGAUAGUGAUAUGAGGAACCUAGAGCGAAGGAUAAACCUCUAUCCUUCCCCUGAAGAAAUGUAUAACAUGGUGCGCUGGGAAGUUCUGGAGGACUGUCUUGUGACAGGCAAAGACAAGAGCCCACCCACUGAAGCCCAGUCUGGGGAUCCCAGCCUAGGCCAGCCCUCUCCAGCCGAGCAACCAGCUUCAGUUAUGGACACCCAAACCAGAAAACCCUCCGCAACCUGGGCAGGGGCUCCAGGGAGCCAACCUGACUCUCCCAGCAGCAGACCUGGUACUCCAGGGAUGCAGGAAGGGACCAGGGCAGGCAUGCCAGUGGUCCAGCCAGCAGCCCAGGCAGGCACUCCUGGAACUAGGGCAGGCACACCAGAAGCCAAAGCAAUCACUCCAGCAACCCAGCCAGGCUCCCCCAGGACCCAGCCAGGCUCCCCCAGGACCCAGCCAGGCUCCCCCAGGACCCAGCCAGGGGCCCAGCCAGGCAUCCCAGGGGCCCAGCCAGGCAUCCCAGGGGCCCAGCCAGGCAUCCCCGGGGCCCAGCCAGGGGCCCAGCCAGGCAUCCCCGGGGCCCAGCCAGGCAUCCCCGGGGCCCAGCCAGGGGCCCAGCCCGGGGCCCAGCCAGGCUCGCCCGAGGCCCAGGUAGGCUCCCCCGGGGCCCAGGCAGGUGCUCCAGGAAUCCAGCCGAGCUUCCCUGGCACCUGGCCCAGUUCCCCAGGGACCCAAGUGGGGCCUCCUGGAGCUCCAGCGAUCCAGGCAGGCUACCUGGGGAUCCCAGCAGGCGCUUCAGCAUUCCAGCCCACAUCACCUACAGCAGGUCCCUCAGCUCUAGCAGCCCAGCUUGCAGUUCCACCUGGACCUUACUCUGCCGUUACAUCCCCGGCAUCACCUUUACAAGAGAAGGACAAACGCCUAACCUCAUCCACCCCACGAGAGUCCUCCGGCUCCAGCAGUGCCUCCAGCCGCUACUCAGAUACCGUGGAAGCGCUGCGCCAGAUCAGGCAGCUGAGUGACCUCUACACUGCCUUGAAGGAGCAAAUAAACUACCUGGAGCAAUUCAAAUGUAGCCACGCCGACCUCGACAAGCUGCGACAAUUCCUCUCGGAUGCAGUCCCUAAGAACCUCUCCAGCAUGCCUGCUGACCUCAUGGACCAGCUGUCUUCCCUGAAGGCCACGGCAGAAGACAUGAAAGAUGUAAAGGCCAAGGUAAGGAAGCUACAGAAUGUCCUUGAAGCAGAGGUGGCAACAGAAGCAGAUCAGAAAGUGGAGGGAUCCAGUCAGAUUAACCUGCAGUUAGGUUACCUCAGAUCGACAGUGCACGACAUAGAGAAAGAGCUGCAGGAGCUGAGGGAGCAGCAGGAUCACGGCAAGGCCAAGCUGGAGCAGUCAGUGACUGACACAGCCCUCUACCUGCAGGAACAGUUAGACAAGCUUAGAUCUGUCAUAGAGAACAUGAUGGCCUCCUCCUCCACCUUGCUAUCCAUGAGCAUGCCCACUAGCCCGGAGCCUGGGGAGGCAGCGCUGCAUGGCACAUGCCCGGCCUGCAGCCUUGACGUCAGCGAGCAGGUUAGCGAGCUGUUCAAACGCUACGAACAGCUGCAGGAUUUAAUUAGCAGCUUCAUGAGGAGGCAUGCGGAAAGCAAGCCAGCAAAGAGGCCGCAGCUGAGGAGCCAGGACGAAGAGCUGCUGAGUCGCAUCCAAAACACCAUCCUCCAGGUGCAAGGAGACUGCGAGAAUCUCAAUGCCACCACAGGGAACCUCAUAGAAGACCAUCGGCAGAAACAGAAAGAUAUCGCUCUUCUCUUCCAGUCGCUGGAGAAGUUGGAAAAGGAGAAAGCAGACAAGGAGCAUCUGGAGACAGAAAUUGACGUGAAAGCAGACAAGAUCGCUCUGGCUGGCAAAGUCAGCUGCUCCCAGUUUGAUGCCACCACGGAGCAGCUGAAUAAGAUGAUGCAGGAUCUGGUGAACAAGAUGAGCGGGCAGGAGCAGGACUGGCACAAAGUGCUCGACAAAAUCUUGGUGGAGAUGGACUCCAAGCUGGAUCGCCUGGAAUUAGAUCCCUUCAGACAGCAGCUGGAAGAACGUUGGAAGGCCAUCCGGAAACAGCUGAAGGAGAGGUCUCCCCAGUAUGAAGCAAAAGAUGCUGCUGGAGUUAGGAAAAGACUGAUGGCUCAUUUCCACUGCAUUUCCUGCGACAGACCUCUGGAAAUGGUGGUGCCUGGCCCGACCAUCAUGACCGUACCCUCCGUGCCGGGGUUACCUUCUCACCGCUCCAUCCGGCCCUACACCGUCUACGAACUGGAGCAAGUCAGGCAGCACACCCGCAGUCUGAAGUUAGGGCUUAGCCCCUACCCUCACUUGGAUGCGCUCCAGCUGGAGAAGAGUGCGGGCCUUGGCAAGCUGCGCAGCAUCCACUCCAAGAUGCUCAUGGACAUAGAGAAGGUGCAGAUCCACUUCGGGGGCUCAGCGAAGGCUAGCAGUCAGAUGAUCAGGGAGAUAAUGCAGUCGCAGUGUCUCAGCCCAGGCCGGUAUAACAAACGUGACAAGAUGGCGGAGAUGGCGGAAUAUGGUUACCUGUCCAUGCCUCGGCGCUGCGGUGGCAGCCACACCCUCACCUACCCCUACAGGCGCUACACACGGCUGCAGCAAAUCGCCCAGUGUGUGCCAGUGCAUCCCGAGGAGACUGCCAUGCUGACAGUGAUGAAGCAUGAAGAGGUGGAUAUCCUGGGCCUGGAUGGACACAUCUACAAAGGGCGGAUGAACACUCGGCUCCCAUCAAUUUCAGUCAAGGAAGGUCCUUUGAAGACCAAACCCAAGCUCUCCCGGUCUUCAUCACAACGGCAGUCAACCCUGAUGGACACAGCCGGCCUCCCAGCACGCCCACAGAGCGCCAAACUGUCUUCCCACAGCAAUUCAGGUACAGCUAGGUCGCUAAAGGACAGGCCUGUGUCAUCAGAGGGUCGACUGUCCCGGGUGGACCUGACCCAUCUAUCAACCUCAACAUCUCCCCCUGGGGAGGCAAGAGAGGAUUCUCCCAUGCAGGAGAAAGAAACCCUAGAGCUUCACCUGGACCUUUCCAUGCGCCGGCGAUCAGCUGAGCAGUUACAAUGACUGCAAUGGCAGAAAAUCAGCGCUUGCUGACGGAAGCCAAGCAAUAAAGAGUGAGCAGAACAGAGAGGAGGCUGUGUAAAUGUGUCGUGGCGACAGGAACAGGGAGCUUUUUGUGCGGUGCCUGCGGCAAACAGGACCCAGGGCUGUUCCACGCAGCAGCACUGUUAAAAGGAGGAGGUGGGCAGCACGUUCAUUCGUAAAAACAAUUCGUCCCUGGCCUUUGCAAAUCCUCCCCUCGCUGCUGCUAGCUUUGCCUGAGUAGAUUUUGCAAAUACCAGAUCUUCUGCAUAAGCCAGUAUGACACUGGCUCAUUUCAGCCCCCAGGGAACUUGUACUGUCCUUCGUAUCACAGAGCCUGACACACCUCAUGUGUGCGAAGGGGGAUCUCUGAAACCAGACUAUGGUUGACUUGUUUGAGUGAAACGCACCAGGGCAGAAUGCAGCCCAAAGUUCUCCCCCCACGGCCAACUGUCCUCCUCAGUGGAGAGCUGUAGCUCACCACAGGCCCUAAGUAGCUACUUGGAAAGCUGCAUGCUGGGAUCUGUAGUCUUCAUAAGCUGCACCUUAGUACUGAAGAGGAGGGUAGGCUACAGUCUGCUCUAUUCUGUACACCUUGGCGGUGACCCUUGGGGAGCCCCCUAGCGAACAACUAGUGCGGCCCUCAUGCGGGAAAAGCCUGAGCUCCGUGACAAGUAAGGACUGGUCCCUCUAGAAGUCAAAUCAGGGUUUGUGGGGCAGGCAGAGAAGGGAUUGUGCACCAGGGUAGCUGCCUCCCCUCUGCCCUUUCCCAACCCCUUCCCACCGUGCUUGAUCCAGCAUGGGCUUCUUGCAGCUGUGCUCAGACUGGAGUUGGCAAGAGAGGUUUUAAAGCAAGGGGCUACGUGCUUUUGGUGACUGCUGUCUUUCCUACAGCAGGGCAGUGCCUGAGCUCCAGGAGUCAUUAGAAAAGAAUCUGUUGCUCUGUCGUUUCCUCAUCCGAUGCACACAAAGGCCUCUCUGAUCAGAACUGCUCUUUUCCCCCACACAGGUUUUUGCUUCCUGGAACGCCUGGCCCUCGGAUUGGGGGACCAGGCGAAGGGCGCCCGCCCCAACUAAUAUAAUCUAAACUGCCCAGCCCUUUUUCUUUUGUCGGUGAGGAGGAAGGGAGGGAGCAAGGUGAUAGUGCUGAGUGAUUUGAGGAGGACGGGUGGCCUGUGGAUAAGGCACAAGACUGAAUGUCAAAGCCAGGUUCAAUUCUUAGCUCUGCCACUGACUCACUGUGUGACCUUGGGUGGACCCCUCCGCUCCUGUAUGCCUUCAUUUCCACCAUCUGUAAAAGUCCCUGUUGUGAGGUCUACUUCAUCCAUGCAUGAAGCAACUUGAGAUCCCUUGAUCUGUGGAGCUGUACAAAUGCAAAGGAAUACUAUGAAGGGUUAAAAAUAAUUCCAAAGCCGGGGAGACAGAUGUCUAGAAAACAGACAGGCAAACCCCACCCUUUAAUCCUCCUGGCUUGCAUCUAGGUUCUUGCACUAUUGUCCCCAUUCCUUGAUUCAGUCUCAUGCACUUUGUGCCUGCUGCAUUUAACCUAGCUGCCUGUUUUUCAUUUUCAUCCUCUCAAUGGCUCUGGUGCUAGUUUGAUCCUCAUUUGGAGCUAGCAUAGAGAGAGAGAGGACUCUUAUUCCACUUGCUUUAAUGCUGCCUUAGAGUGCCUUGGACUGCCCUAGCACAACGAGAUAAACCAAAGUCCAGAGUGCAGGCGGCGGGUAGCAUUUCGUAGUCAAGGAAGGGCUGAGCAGUAAAGAUGCCACGAUGCAGCUUGAUUUCAAUUCUCUGCUCACUCACACCUUUUGUAUGUCCAGCAAAGCCAGAAGGCUUUCACUGGGGUGAGGGACAGCAGGUUUCAGCAGGCUGUGUUUAGAAAACUGUCAGUGUAACCAAUACUAGACAGGUCACAUGGCACAAUUAUUGUGUAAGUCCUCCUAACUGGGUUAGUAAUUACAUAGGCUUUGAUUAAUGCCCUGUAGCUACUUCCUUGCAUGCUCCCAACAUUGUUUUGUCAUUACACUUGGCCGAUGGCAUCUGUGGUGUGAUGUAGAUAUCAGAAAUCAUCACACGCUUGCAAUGUAACAUUGCCUGCCACCAACCCUGCAAAUAACCAAGACACACUCCCAGUGAAUACAUGGCACAUGCUGUAAUGCCACUUGCCAAGUUACUAAAUGGCCAUCCCCUGGCACUUGUCUUAUGAACAUCUUGCCACUACUUGUUCUGUCAAAGUUGUUAACCUGUAAAUAUCCUGCUGCUGCAGUGCUUGCCCCUGUGAUGAUGGUGGAUACUUCCCAUGAGGAGGGACAGUUCAGGACCAUUGUUCCUGCAUUCUGAAAGCUCCUGCCAGUGCACAACGAAAGCAACAGUGUUUCUAUGAGGGGAAAACUUAAAUUAAAUUUAUAGUAUGGGCUGGCUCCAGCUCCCAUUACAGUCGAUGGCAAAACCCCCUUUGACUUCGAUGGGAACCAGGCUGGGCGCUGAAUGAUUUAAUGUGAAGGAUCUGAUGGUGUAGAGCGGAGACCAGCUGAGAGAAGGGACCAGCAAGAGGGCCUUCACAGGGGAAGAUUCACCCCUGUGCAGAGGGCCUGGACACAGCCUAUGCAACUCUUACAGGUAGGUCCCAUGGGAGCUCUAUUUUGAGGGUAUCUGUGGGACUCAAGUGGUGCCUAGGCCCGGGUCUCUCAUGCCAAGUGGAUUAGACUUGGGCAAGUUUUGGCCCCACAUAUGCAACACGUCCACUGCAUGUGAGCACUGUAUGAGACAUGCUUGUUGUAGGUCUCCAGUGUGCGACAGUACAGUGUAGACAUGCUGUCUAUUCUGUGUGGUUGACCCAGAGCCAUGGCAGGGUUGAAUCUGUCCAUAGGAGGCUGAGUUUUUGCAUUUCAUUAACACCCCAUGCUGGACACCUGCUGUGCAUGCUGGCAGCACAUGGAUGCUGCCUGGCAGCUGGCUACAAGCAUAUGCCAUGUACUGUAGGCAGGCUGCACACGUGCAGUCUCAUGCACUUUCCCUCAUCCCCAGUGCUGCACUCAAAAGCCAUAUACUGCACACCAGCCACACAUGUGCUGCAUGAUGGGUGACUACAAAUGCUGCAUGCUGCACUUAUAUGCCAUGGACUGCCCAAGGCCUACUGGCAGCACCGGUGCGGCUGGCUCUACGUGCUGCAUGCUGGUUUCCUGCAGUCACAUGGAGAUGACAGCAUCCUGCACGGUCCUGAAGUUUUAAAGUUAAAUUAACCUUAGAGAAUGAUACACCCCUCAGCCCUGUGUUCUCCAUGUAUACCCCCCCCCCACGCCGAGGCCCGGUAACAACGGGGUGUUCCACAGGGAAUGUGGAGGAGGAAUUCUUUACUGCUUCUUCUGCUCCAGCACCCUGGUGGGGAUCUCUGGAGAGCAGGGGUCCACACUCACUGUCCUCCCUUGGCCUGCUCCUGCCCCUGUCCCCAGGCCUCACUGUGCAUGCUGUCUUCGCAAGCUCCCCAAGCCCUGUCUUUC
Dermochelys coriacea (leatherback sea turtle) is the source of this 7755-nucleotide messenger RNA. It is a transcript of the gene QRICH2, whose product is annotated as glutamine rich 2. The transcript has 20 exons. The record is from RefSeq and is a predicted model, not a curated record. The coding region runs from base 437 to 4237 and encodes 1266 amino acids. Lineage: Eukaryota; Metazoa; Chordata; Testudines; Dermochelyidae.